This is a messenger RNA of Mugil cephalus (flathead mullet), 4810 nucleotides long. RefSeq names its product rho GTPase-activating protein 26-like. NCBI's taxonomy places the organism in Eukaryota, Metazoa, Chordata, Actinopteri, Mugiliformes, Mugilidae. Gene Ontology annotation, cellular component: cytoplasm. Gene Ontology annotation, biological process: signal transduction. The transcript has 24 exons. Gene Ontology annotation, molecular function: protein binding; GTPase activator activity. The record is from RefSeq and is a predicted model, not a curated record. The coding region runs from base 687 to 3041 and encodes 784 amino acids.
AUCCGGGUCGGGGUAGGUUGGUUACGGGCUGCGGCGCUGAGCUGAGCGGGGCUGGAGGAGAGAGCAUUGCAUUUAAAACCGCCCAGGGAAGACACCGCAUUUACGAGUUUAGUUUUUUUUUUUUUUUUUUUUUUAAUUUGCUCCUCUCUCUCUCUCACUGUCUCUCUCUCUCUAUCUCUCUCUACCCCUCCUUCCUUCCCUCCUUCCCCUCUUUCUCUCCCUCCUUUCUUCCUCUCCUGUGUUUGGACUCUGUCCGGUCCAGAAUGAGUUGGUCGAGAGGAAUGCAGCACCGGCUUCACCUGAGCAAGUGGACGUCUUUUCUCUGAAAGCCCACUUAUUUCCUGCCUUUGGCUUUUAUUUUAAUUUAUUCUUCAUUGCUUCCUUCUCUUUAAAGAAUCCCACCUUUCGGUCGUGUCAAGUUUUUUUUAUUUAUUUUUUUUUUUUAAAGAGGACGGUUAUGCAGGUAGUGAUUCCUCCAGGAUGCACCUCCGCCCCGUUGUUUACAUCUUGUAAUUGGAUUUUGCAGCAGUUGUAGUAGCAGCAGCAGCACAGGUUUUCUCCCCUGUCCUCCUCCUCCUCCUUCUCCUCCUCUUCGCCUUCGUUAUCCUCCUCCUCCUCCUCCUCCUCCUCUCGCUGGGAGCUGUGUGUCCCGGGUGGUCCAGCCUUUGCGUCUCGCUCGCAGCAUCAUGGGACUACCUGCCCUGGAGUUCAGCGACUGCUACCUGGACAGCCCUCAGUUCAGGGAGAGGCUCAAGUCCCACGAGCUGGAGCUGGACAAGACCAACAAGUUCAUCAAGGAGCUGAUUAAAGACGGCAAAGCUCUGAUCCAGGCCCUGAAAAGUCUUUCAACGGCGAAGAGGAAGUUCGCUGAUUCUCUGAAUGAGUAUAAAUUCCAGUGCAUCGGAGACGCAGAGACGGAUGAUGAGAUAUGCAUAGCCAAGUCGCUUCAGGAGUUUGCAACUGUCCUACAGAACCUGGAGGAUGAGAGAACACGGAUGAUCGAGAAUGCCAACGAUGUGCUGAUCAUGCCGCUGGAGCGGUUCAGGAAAGAGCAGAUCAGUGCAGCCAAGGAGGCCAAGAAAAAAUAUGACAAAGAGACAGAGAAGUAUUGUGCAGUGCUGGAGAAACACCUCAGCCUUUCAGCGAAGAAGAAAGAGUCACAUCUACAUGAGGCGGACAACCAGGUGGAUCACGUGAGGCAGCACUUCUACGAGGUUUCUCUGGAGUACGUCUUCAAGGUGCAGGAGGUCCAGGAGAGGAAGAUGUUUGACUUUGUGGAGCCUCUUUUGGCGUUUCUUCAAGGCUUGUUCACCUACUAUCACCAUGGUUACGAGCUGGCUAAGGACUUUAACCACUUCAAGACUGAUCUCACCAUCAGCAUACAGAAUACGAGGAACCGGUUCGAGAGCACGCGCUCGGAGGUGGAGAGUCUGAUGAGGAAGAUGAAGGAGAAUCCACAUGAACACAAGAGCGUCAGCCAGCACACCAUGGAGGGAUACCUGUUUGUGCAGGAGAAACGCUCAUUUGUGUCCACCUGGGUGAAGUACUACUGUACGUACCACCGGGAGCCCAAGAAGAUCACCAUGGUCCUGUUUGACCCCAAAUCUGGAGGCAAAAUGGGAGACGAGGAGAGCUUCACCCUCAAGUCGUGCACGAGGAGGAAGACGGACUCGAUAGAAAAGAGGUUCUGCUUCGAUGUGGAGGCUGUGGACAGGCCGGGAGUGAUCACCAUGCAGGCUCUGUCAGAGGAGGAUCGCAGGUUGUGGAUGGAGGCCAUGGAUGGGAGAGAACCGGUCUACAACCUCAACAGAGACAACCAGGCUGAAGGCAUGGCCCAGCUGGACGUGACAGGCUUCAACGUGAUGAAGAAAUUCAUCUAUGCAGUGGAGACUCGAGGUAUCGAUGAACAGGGCCUGUACAGAAUCGUCGGCGUCAGCUCCAGAGUGCAGAAACUACUGGGCUUGACUAUGGAUCCUAAGACGUGUGCAGACGUGGAGCUGGAAAACCCAGAGUGGGAGAUUAAGACUAUAACGAGCGCUAUGAAGCACUAUCUCAGGAUGCUGCCUGCACCUCUCAUGACGUACCAGUAUCAGAGGAGCUUCAUCAAAGCAGCCAAGAUGGACAACCCAGAGGCCCGGGUGACGGAGAUCCACGCGCUGGUUCACCGGCUGCCGGAGAAGAACAGACAGAUGCUGGAGCUGCUGAUGAAACAUCUGGCCAAUGUCGCCAGUCACCACCAGCAGAACCUGAUGACCGUCGCCAACCUGGGCGUGGUGUUCGGUCCGACUCUGCUCCGGCCGCAGGAGGAGACGGUCGCAGCCAUCAUGGACAUCAAGUUCCAGAACAUUGUGGUGGAGAUCCUCAUAGAGCACCACGAGCGGAUUUUCAGUGACGUCCCGAACUCUGCGGCCGCCGGUCCAGCCAACAUGCAGCUCAACCUGCCCAGGAGGAGGAGCACGGAGAGCAAACCCCCGUCCUGCAGCGAGAGGCCUCUCACGCUCUUCCACACGCCGACACACUCUCAGAAAGGUGAAAAGAGGAACAGCGUCGGCAACGCCACGGCCUCCGACCUGCAACAGCCGGUUUCCUCCACCACCAACUGCAACAGCAGCAGCAGCAGCAGCAGCAGCGGCAGCCAAUGCCGAACCCCGAGACACAGUCUGACCAGCAACGACGGCGAGCACGAGAACCGGCAGGUCCGACCCAGCUCACUACUGAACCCAAAGAGUCGAGGCAGCAUACCAACCAGCGUGACGUCUCCGAGUCCCACCUCUCCGCGCUCUCCCUCCUGGCCCAUGUUCUCGGCUCCUUCCAGUCCUCAGCCGGCCUCCUCCGCAUCCAGCGACUCCUCUCCGAUCAGUGUUGCCGGCAGGAAGGCUCGAGCGCUCUACGCCUGCAAAGCAGAACACGACUCUGAGCUGUCCUUCAUCGCUGGAACCAUCUUUGAAAAUGUUCACGCUUCCAGGGAGCCCGGGUGGCUGGAGGGGACGCUCGAUGGUCGGAGUGGACUGAUACCAGAAAACUACGUGGAGUUUUUAUAGUCGGGGGCCUGAGGCCAGAGCCGACCUGGACCUGGACCUGGACCUGGACCUGGACCACUCUGGAAUAGAGGAGACCAAACUGAACAGAACCGACUGCACAAAACUCAACAGACUCCACUAGAUUUUCUAUUAAACCGAUGAGGUGACUCUCGUCUUGACUGGAAACUGAAACUGGACCAAGCGGAACCGUGUGGAGUGGACACAGGAAGGAGGCGUAAGGGGGACUGGAGGAAGGCGGCUGAAUUGCACUGGGAAAAAAUAAAUAAAUAAAUAAAUAAUAAAAGAGAGAAAAUAAAGAUGAUAAGGCCGCCUCUAAAAGUCCUGGUGAAUUAAUAUAGUAAUGAACCUGGUGUGAAAAAGGAGAAAUUAGAGAGAAUAGCUUGUACAAAUGAUUAUAUUUGAAGUUGUGAGGCUUUGUUUUUUUUAAUUUUUUUUUGCUUUCUUAUGAUGAACUUCUCCACCACUGCUUCAGCAUCUCCUCUUAUCAGCUUCAUGUGGAGAUGAUGACAGGGAACAUAAUAGAAAGCAAGUGGCCUUCAGCUUUGGACUCCCUGCUCCACCUCUCCACUGAUUGAUUGAUUGAUUGAUUGAUUGAUUGAUUGAUUGCGUGUUGGGGAUCUGGAGCGUUUAAAGCUGAUUGAAGUGCUUGUGUUUGGCUGUGAUGUAUUUGCGGGGCGCUCGCUGUGGUGGUCCUGUGAUUCCCCCGGGACCAGACCUGGCUAACGUUUCGCGUCGAGCAGCAGCAGCAGCAGCAGCAGCAGCAGCAGGAGCCCCAGGGCAGGUCGCCACAGACUGAGGUCGCCUCCGAAACAGUUCGCCGAAAGGUCAGCGAAGGGAGGAAGGAAGGAAGGGUUCCUCCUUAUUUAUGAUGUUUCUCCCCGCGGAGCCGUCGCCAAAGAAACGUUUCAGGACGACCUCGGCGAGCAGAUCGGCAGCGGUUUACAGGCGGCCCAGCUGUGAGGCCUCACUCUGUGCAGAGUGCAGAAUCGUGUUUGCACAAGUUCAAUCCAUUCCAAGAAUUAUAAUCAACUUUGUCUCCUGCUGAAAUUCAGGCGUUUGCUUUUACUGCCGACGCGUUUUUAUCCAAAAAAGAAUGAGCUCAGUCAGUGCGAACUCACCUGCGUCGUCUCGUUUCUCCGUACAAUCACAAAGAUUAUGCUGACGAUAUGAUAAUGUUUGUGCAUUGACACUGAAGAGUGUCAUCAGAUCAGAGCAGGUUUGUUAGUAGAAAAUCAGUUUUUUAAAUUUAACCAGAGUUUUUCAUGUCAGCGUAAAGACAAACCAAAGAAAAAGUUAAAUUUACAGAUGAUCUGCUUUGGGGCUCUUUUUCCUGCAACGUGGUGACGUUCACAAAUACAUUUUUUAUUUACUUUUUUUUAAUGUUUUUUUUUUCUUUCAGAUUCUUGAAACAAUGUUUUAAAAAAAAAUCAAAAUGGGAGAGUUCAAAAUAAAUAAAUGUGAAAUGAGACUACUUUGUUCAUAUUCUAAACUUUUUAUUUAUGACUUUCUUAAAGGCUAAAUCCUGAACUGUAUUCUUUUUUUUUUGAGGUGUUUUAUUGAGAUUGUACAUACACAGCAUUUAAUAAGGUAUACUUUUUUUUUAAGUAUGAAAUUUUAUAUUUUGUAUUUCUAGCAUACUAACUUAAUUCCUAAAUUCCAUCUUUGUUGCCCAGAUUUUUUUUUUUCAUUUAAGUCUCUACAGCCUUAAAUAUUCUUUCCGAUGUUCUGGUGAAAGGUUGUGCAGAAUUAAAGAUAAAUGUUGAACAGCU